GCGACUACUCUAUAUUUGUCCCUUCCUCAUUUCUCGGAGACGGGUCGUUGCAGCUUAUUAACUCAAAUCGGAGUUGCAUCCAUUGCUUGCGGAUCAAGCGGGCUGCGUAGGGGAACUACGUGGCAAGUUUAGUACGGCGAUCGGUAUUUUAUUAGGAUUUACCAUUUUCCAUGAACCCGGAGCGCAGGACGGAUUACAGCACGCAUGCAUGGAACUGAAUACGUGCCGUUAUCGUUGUUUGUGCGUAUGAUGCUACAAUUCCGUCCGCAGCUCUAUGCAUGGGUACGCAUACGAAUAAGUGGAAGAAUACCAAAUUAACACCAAAUUUGAGAACUUUCGACACUGUAAUCGGAUACAUGCCCACGCUCCGCUUGGAUGCUGAAUGUCCAUGUUGCUCGAGACCUGAAUUUUGGGUUGGAAGAAUGGAAUAAUAAACACACUGUCGAUUCGAAGAUUCGUGUCUACUGCCAAGUGAGGUGGGCAGUAUGCUUGACACCUAAGUGAAGAGAGAACGUGCUUCCAGUGGUCCACAAAAUGCAUAAUCUGGUCAUAGGACAACUUCUGUCAUCAAGAAAGCAGAAAGAGCAAGACAAGAAUAAUCUAAAGUUGAUCGAAGACGACAUCAAGCGCAUCUUGCGAGCAACUGGUUCACAAAAUCCACUAUUUCAAGAAGCAAAUCGAGGAAUUAUAUUUUCGAAGUCGUUCAACCCCAAAGACUGGCGGAAGAAGAAAAGACAGGAUCCAAUUUUUGCAGACAUAGCGUACUUCAACUUCUGGUCUCUCAUGCUCGCACCGGACAUAGCCACUGCUUUCAUGGAGGCUCUUCUCACUCGAAUUAACGAUAUGGACAUCGAAGAAGAGAUUAAUCCCGAACACAUGAAAAAAUCCAUCGGUCCUCAACGGGAGUGGGAUUUUGGCAAGGAGUAUGAAGUCAAAGAUGCGGAGCCAUACAGUCCGGGCCAUCCCCUCGUCACGCGAACUUUCAAAAUCUUCACCAAGAUUCCUGCCGAGUUCCAGAUACACACAUCCAUGAGGGCUGCAGUCUUGAACACCAUCAUUCUGCUGAUGUUCUUUCAUCCUAUCAAUUACAAGACCCCCAGAAUUACCGCUGCGCUUGUAUCUCUUACACCGGAUCCCCUGCUGGAACGCAUGAAUCUGUUGGCUUGGAAGGGCGUGGUGCUGAAUUUUAUGAAGUGGGAUCAGUCUGAGAGGUUGACCAAUUUGGAUACAUUCUUAUAUCAGUAUGCGGGCUACAUGGGUUGCAAGAGUUCCACGGUCGACAACAGUCUCAUUGGUACAGGAUGGGUAUAUUUGUGGUUGCAGCAGGAGGUGUUAAAUGGGAAUGGUCAACUUGUUGUCGCCGGAAUAAGAGGAGCGCUUGCGAUUAUUGCCAGGGAAGACACUGUCCUGACUCCCGUCUCUGAGUUCCAAAUCAUGUGCCUUCUAACAACCCUGAACGGCAUUGUGUCACUUGUUCAUUUGAACGAUGAAAAUCAGGACUUAGGCCGCUUCAUUGCAGAACUAUACGCAGAUUUUUUUGAGCCAAUACAUGAAAUUGGUCGAGGCACUGCGAAAAUUCUUCAAAAUGAGCACAAAGCACCUGGCUACUCCUCGAGGAACAGAUGCGCAGCAUGUGAUGCUAGAUUUGGUUUGUUGCAGCCCAGCAGACUUCUGCCACCGUCUACUCAUGUUGUUUUAAACACCAAGUGCCCCCGAAGUUAUAACCUCACGGCUCUCCUCCAUGCCACGCCCUUAGAGGCUGAAGGAGAACCUUACGACGACACUGAUUACAUCCACUACACUCGGUGGCGUCUGAUACUCCAGAUGCUGUGCUGUUGCGGGGUUGAAGAAGUGGUGACGGAGAGUCAGGCUUAUGUCCCUCUCGUUAUCUCUCAACAGCCUCCGGAUUUUGUAGCAUCCGUAUAUGAAAGACUACUGCAAAUCAUGGAAGAAGCCGUUAUGUGUGAGGACCACUUGCAAGCAGCACAAAUUCGUGCCCAUAAAGUGAAAGAUAUUUGGGAUGAACUUUGUCAAACGCUUGGGCUGAGAGAUCUGAUUAUGCCGGAGGUCGAGAUAGCACUGAUUGACGACCUCCCCACAAACAGAUUGAAUCCAAUGAGAUUUACGACCAUCAAGGCUGAGCCGACCUGGCAGCCUAAUAAAAAUGUUAUGACGAGUGGGACCGCUGGCGGUUUGCCUCGCUUUUCUCGAACAGGAGCCGAAGACAUUCUGUUCGACAUUAUAAGCAGAAGUGUCGAUCUGAAUGCAUAUCAGUCUCCUGAAUAUAUGGCCUUCCGACUACACGGUGUCAAAGAGGUGGUGAGGGUGAUGGUUGGAGGUGGCGAUGGAACUCUAAACUACAUGCUUGCAGGCUUUGUCAACCUACAUUAUUACGGUGAAUUGUUACCCUUGGGCUUCUUAGAGAAGCUAGACGUGAGGUUCUAUAUAUUGCCAACCGGGGAGGUGAACUCUCUGGCAGGCUAUAUAGCCAGAAAUGAUCUGUGGUACGAUGCGAACAUCAACAGAAUGCUCACCAGUCGGCUCCCAGCCGUUCCUCACGUUGGAGAUCCUAAAGAGUGUCUCGAUGAUCCUUCUGGAUCCAAGCACCGUGGCCAACAGCAACAACAGAUGCUCCCGGACUUGAAUACCGUGAGCCCGAGAAAUCUGCUCACGAAGCAGAUCGAGAACUAUGUACUAGAAGCGAAAAACGUCUUCCAUGUUAGCAUCUACGCUUGCGAAGCUUGGUACCAUGAUGGACAGACUGAGACCUACUGCACCAUUCCGUUUUUUGGAAGAGCUGAAAUUGGAAUAACAGCGGCUAUGGUGAGUCCAAUGGGAGAAAGGCAACUCGGUCAACAUGCGGGAGCGCCCCGACCAGCUAGGGCAGCGGCAGAAACAAUUGAGGAACUGGCUGCGAGAGUUGCUCUCUCAGUUUCUAUCACCUACACUGGUCUUGGACUGGAGUUCGAGGAGCUGCCACAAACAAACAUGAAGGGAAGUUACAUUUCCAUAAUGGUAAUAAAUGUACCAAAGCCUCAUGAGCAAAGAUUGGCUUGUGAGCCAUGGUCAGACUACAUGGAUUUCUUCGUGCUGGACUCUGCUCACCAAGUUGUUCAAGACAAGAAGAUUAAAUCUCUGUCAGAUAUUGCUUACUGGUCUCGCCCAGAAAUGGCGAACUGGAUCAGCAUUGAGGCAAUACGCAGUAUGGAAGAAGAAAGUCCAAGGAACUUCGAUGUUCUAUUAGAUGGAGAGGUCUUCGGCCCCUUCCACCGGGUCACUUUCUCACCGUGCGCUCACCCUGUCAAUCGGAAGACUAAUCUGAAGCUCCCUGUUGCAACUUUCUGGCGUCCAGAAAACUCGAGAUUCAAAUAA
This is a messenger RNA of Marchantia polymorpha subsp. ruderalis, 3372 nucleotides long. Lineage: Eukaryota; Viridiplantae; Streptophyta; Marchantiopsida; Marchantiales; Marchantiaceae. The record is from the annotation of a GenBank genome assembly.